Messenger RNA from Monomorium pharaonis (pharaoh ant), 5723 nucleotides. RefSeq lists its product as uncharacterized. The transcript has 22 exons. Gene Ontology annotation, molecular function: kinase activity; protein binding. Bases 586 to 5265 code for a protein of 1559 amino acids. NCBI's taxonomy places the organism in Eukaryota, Metazoa, Arthropoda, Insecta, Hymenoptera, Formicidae. The record is from RefSeq and is a predicted model, not a curated record.
UAUUACACAUCAGCCAAAUUUUAUUUUCAAACAGUUCUCUCAGUGUACAUACAUUAUGAACUACAGAUUAUUUUAUCAAUACAUCUAAUGACUUUAUAUUUCUUGAAUAUUUUAUAAAAAUAUAUUUAUGCAUGUGCAGGUCAGUUUUUUCACGAGUUUUUGCUUGCGGAACAGUAAAUGUUCGGCUAUUCAGAUUGACCAUUAGAAAGUUUGAUUGUCGCUUCUAUGACGGCAUUAUAGCACCAAAGCUACUUUCCAGCUAUACCAUUCGUAAAUAAUAUAGAACUUAGGUGAAGAGGACACGUGGAAAACGAUGCAUCGUCAGUCUUAUAAAGUGGCUCGUAGCUUUCAAACGCGUUUUAUUCCGUUUCGAGAAAAAAAAGCUUUACGUAAUACGCUAAAUCAGGAAAACAUUUUCUUGAUACAGUGAUGAAUUAAACAGGAUACUAUUAAUCAUCGACGUUCUAUGUUAAGAAUGGGGUUCCUCAUUAAAUAGUACCCCAGGCGAUAUAUCUAUCCGCGAUAUUAUAAAGACGACUUCGAUAUUAUCUUAUAUCUUCGUAGAGUUACAAAAAAGAGGCUCAAAUGCAUUCAGCCGUAAAACAUUGGUUGCAACGUGGCGAACUUGAAAAGCUCGAAAAUGUCGUGUUAGAGGGCCGGGGCGCGCGUCUGAUAGGCGAAAACUCGCAGGAUCUUAGAACUCGUGUCUUCCUGAAGGGACUCCCGAAUUAUUUGACGAAGAUUUCUCAAGUGCACGAUGCUGUUGCGCGCGGCUCGUUAGCUGAAACGCAGAAGAUAAUAUCCGAAGAGUCAAAGAAGAAGCUGGCGAUUGCGAAGGAUUCAUGUGGGGUACCCUUGUUACACAAAGCAGUCUAUUACGAUCAACCCGAGAUCGCCGCUUGGCUUAUAGAAAAUUAUCCUAUCGCGCCACAACAGAAAGAUAGGGAGGGACGAACAGCUUUGCAUUACUGCUCUGUGUGUAAAGAUCCCGAUUCGAUUUGGGAUCUUCUUAUAGAAGGCGGAUGUGACGCUAGUAUUUGCGACAAGAGAGGAAAUCCGGCCUCUUAUUACCUGGAACACUCUACGGAGAUUGAAUUACCAGAAAUAGAGAUGACAACUCGACGAAGGAAAAGUACCGGAAAGGAUAGUAUGGAUUUCAAGCCCUCCAAUAUCAGAAUAUGGAUCCACAACAAGGACAUUGGAAAAUUGCAGCAGGUGCUGUGGGAGGGACAUGGAUCUAAACUUCGAUGCGAAACCAGCAAUAAUCCGCGGAUAAGAAAAUUUCUAGAGGCCGUGCCAUUUAUUAUGAGCACAAUAAAGGAGAUCCACGCGAUAGUCAUUAAUAACGAUUUGGAGGGUUUCAAGAAGAAAUUGGACGAGCCUAUUUCGCCUAUUGUUUUGUGCGGCAAGGACGGCAAUGGUUUAAAUUCCCUACAUAAGGCUGCUGGUUUGGGAUAUACGGACAUCGCGCGUGAAAUCCUCGAAAGAUGUCCCGCAACGGUAUCGGCUCAGGACAACGAAGGAAAGACUCCGCUGCAUUAUGCAGCUGCACUUAAGGAUGACGGCGUUAUGUACAAUUUACUAACGGAACACGGUGCCGAUGAGAGUAAAUUGGAUAACAGACAAAAGGCGCCUGCGUUCUACAAGAAUCGUCCUUCGGACGUAGACCUGUCAAAUUUAGCGAUGAUACCGGAUGCGCCUCGAGUUUCCGAUACUUAUCCAAAAAGUUGGGACUGGAAAAUCUUAGAGGUAGGACAAGCCAUUAGGCGAGGCAUGAAGAAAGUUAGCAGUAACGACAGCGCUUUCGGUAGCGCCGAAUCCACGAUGAAGGAUUCGAAUGAGAAGAGAACUGAUGAUGAACAACAAGAGAACGAAGAGGCCGAGACUCCGAAUGGAGAGGAAAUACAAAACGAAGAGGAAGUACAAAAUGCAGAUGAAAAUGAAGGAACCAACGAGGGAGGAGACGAAAAUGAGGCUGUAGAAAAUAAUGAAGAAGAAACCGCAAAUGAGAACGAAGAGGAGCAAGAAGAGAAGGCGUCAUCAGACGAUGAUGUGGUAACUGGGUCUGUCGCGAAAGACGAGGAAGAUGGGCCUGAAACCGCGGUUGAUGAGGACGACAUUUAUGAGGCAUCCCCGAAGAUCGAGAAAACCAAUGAAGAAAGAAACGAGCCUAGCACCGGCGAUUCCGGAGUUGAUGAUCCUACACAAGACGAGGAGCAGCAGGUCAUUGUCGGCGAGCAUGAGGAGCCCGCGGAAGUAGAGUUGACUGAGGGUAGCAUGGCCCGUGAUCUAGACGUGGAAAGCUUAAUGGAUAGCGGCAAUAUGGAACAAUUAGCAGCUCUUGUUCUUAAUGGUGAAGGGCGACGAUUGGUCGGACGACAGUCCGGAAAUCCUGAACUCCAGGCUUUCAUCGACAACGUUCCGGCUUAUAUGGGAAAAAUCCAUGCUGUGCACAUAGCAGCGCGAGAGGGAAACCUUCGCGACUUACAAAGUGCACUGGAUCGGCGCAAAUUCGCGGUGGCGCGAGACGAGUCGUCACCUCAUGGCGCAACGCCAUUACACGUCGCCGUUGUUUUCGGAAAUACCGCUAUCAUCAGGUAUCUGGCAGGAAGGUUUCCAGAAACCGCCAAUGCGAUCGAUCUCGACGGACGCACUCCAUUGCACUACGCCGCGACGCUCGCAGACAACGGUCAUUACUAUAAUCUUUUAUUACACCUGGGUGCCAAUCCUUUAGUACUGGAUAAUUUCGGACAAAAGGCAGACUAUUACAAGCAAAAUCAAAGCGAUCUAUCACACAAAAAGCUUCUUCGCAAUUUCGGAGCUAGCGCGAGAAUCGCCGACGAAAUGUUGACGGAUAAAGUACCUGGAGGUGAUGUCUACUCAGCUCGACGAGAUGUAAGCGAGCCUGAAAUCCUGGCUACCCUAGAACGAUGUUUCCGAUUGCUGGCGGGCAACCGACGAUCAUCGAUACCGAAGACCCCGAACGCCGGUACACUAGUCGCUCGUUGUCUGCAACGGCCCGUAUUCGAUUUGCUCAAGCACCGUGUGACUCGCAUGGACCACAAUCUUUUUGAUGUGAUCUGGCCUACUCUGAAAAAAUACGGUACCAUCACGGGCAACGGGAGCAAGACUAACAGCGCCUACUCAAACGUCAGCAUCGUUGCGGACGAAGAUCACGGUUACGGGGUGGUUGCGCCCGACUUCGAGAGUUAUGUCGUCUUUACGGAGUUCUUCGAUCCUUUCAUUCGGGAGGUACAUGGUGUAACAGCGAGCGGCGACCUACCCGAUCAUCCGUCACCACGUUUCUUUAGUGUCGAAAGCGAGGAAGGCGAGGAGGUUCUGCCGGAUGAAAUGAUCAUCACCGCGAUCGAACAAUACGAUCUAGACCCGACCACCAAAUAUGUUCAAGCCGGUAUUUUAGAGUGCACUCGGAAUCUAACCAAUUAUAGUCUACCGUUGACUCUGACAGUCAAUCAACUGGAAGAGGUUGAGAGGGAAAUUACCAAUCAAUUAAUGAGUCCAGAAAUAACUGACCUAAUGGCGGAAGGCAGCAGCGAGGACGAGGCCGGCACGUAUUUCACACUCAACGAAAUUCUCGAACAACCCAGCCGAAUACGGGCGCAACUGGCGGCAGCUGGACUACUGUUACCGAUCACAGAGUUCGAAUUAAACGAUGACCGACGUCUUCAUGGCAAACAUUGGCCCUACGGACGCGGUGUAUACGUCACCACCACUGGCGAUCUUGCCGCUUGGGUAAACGUCCAGGACCAUUUGAGAAUCGUCUGUCGUACUAACGAGAACCGUCCAGGACUGUUGGGUCGUGCUUACGUCAGAGUAGCUAAACUGAUGAUGAUAUUUGACCAGCGACUGAAGUUUAAACGAGAUCAGAAGUUAGGUUUCUUGACCGCACGCCCGCAAACCCUCGGCAACACCAUCAGAUUUUGCCUGAUCAUACGAUUUCCUGAACUUUCAAAAACGCCUGAGAAUUUGCGACACCUAUGCGUGGUGCGUGGUCUGAACGUACGCGACACCGUGAAGAACGACAUGGUGAGGGUCGGUAAUCAACAAUCGCUGAGCAUUACCGAACUGCAAACCCUACAGGAUUUCUCCAGAGCGGUGCACAAUGUCAUCACGCUGGAGAAGGAAUUGUCUGUAAAUAAUUCAAUGAAGAUCGCCAAUCUCAUUACCGAUGAUAGUGACAUUUCAAUAUUUCGUACGGAGCAAGGACAUUACUUAGCAUCAUCGCUAGGUGAUCCCUUAAUCAAAGGAUUAACGGAAGUUGCUAACGCACGUCCAAAGGAUCCAAUCACGUAUCUCGCGACAUAUUUAUACAAUUUUGCUAGCAAGAACAAAACCAAGGAGCCGGAAUCCGAUAUUCUCAUUAUACCUGAUCGCGAAGAAGAAAAUUUGAAUAAUAUCGAGAACGGCAACACGUUCGACGAUGAUGCUGGCUAUCCCCGAAGCCCAGAUUCAGACAUACCUGAAUCUACAUUUAGCAAUCCUAAUAGGGAUGAACAUGGGCAAAGUAUGAUCCACUUCGCAGCAGUUCGUUCUUAUUCGAAGGAUGGUUUGUAUCAUCUGCUACUAGAGACGCUAGUCAAUGUCGGUUUUAGGGAUGAAUUAUAUCGGACAGCCAGAGACGUUGCUGAACAGGCAAAUAUCCGAGAGAACGUCGAAGAGAUUGACCGCUUCGUUGUUUAUCUUGCGGCAAGAGGUGAGACUGAAAAGUUAGUAGAGCUUCUGCUCGAGGGCUACGAUCAUAUUCUGGACGCCGAAGACGACGGAGUAAACAUCAUCGACGUGGCCGCGCAAAGAGAUCACGAAGCUACCGUCCAAUUUCUACAAUCAAUUCCUAAUUACGUGAAUCAACGCGAAGAAGUGCACGCUGCCAUUCGGGCCAGCGACGAGGAACGGACGAGGGAACUUUUAAGUAAAAAUAAUGGAGGUGGAAAAUUGCUGGCGGUUGGAAAGAAUUCGAUCGGCCGAUGCGCUUUGCAUAUUGCUGUACUCCGGGAAGAUGAAGGGCUCGUCAAGUUUAUCGCAAAAACGUAUCCAGAAACAUUACGCAUCGGCGAUAAUUUGGAGAGAACGGCACUUCAUUAUGCAAUGGGCGUGCCGUCCGUGGAGGUCUUGAGUAACAUAUUGAUUAAGACAGGCGCGAAACGCGUCGUCAAAGAUCUGAAAUCUCGGCAACCUUCAUAUUACUUCAUGAAUAAGUCUGAUAUCGAACGACUUCAAGAAGAGGAAAAAUCAAUGACUGUGUAAACUAUUACUUGCUAAAUAUUUGCACUGAACUCGUAAUAACACGAUCACGUUUAAUACGUUUAUGCGUUUCAUUGAAAUGUUGCGGAAUCAUGAAAGAGGGGAAAAAGAAGCUGAUAAAUAUAGAACGCGACAGAUAAUCUCCAUAUAAAGUAUCGAUUAUUUACGACGUAAAAUAAAUUGUAUUUCGAAGAAUUUUAAAGUUCUUUCUGUUAUUUAAAAAUUAUAUAUAUUCAAUGUUAUUUAAUUUGUAUAUAUGUAUACUAGACAAAUAUUUUGUGAAAAAUUUCGUCGCCAAGAUCUGAAUUAGCUCUCGUCGGCCGUUAAAAAAAAAGUACAAGUGUUACUGAUGUCCUUGAAAGCAUACAGAUUCAUGAAUUGUAUGAACUAUGUAUGUGUGUGUCAAAUGUCAGUCGAGACAGUUUAGUGCCUUAUAAAUAAAUGUAAUGAGACUGCAAUAC